GUGCUGAGAGUUAGAGCGCACAAGGUAGAAAUGUUCCAUUGCUUCAGACAGAGAGGCUGAGAAAAAGCCUUGAAUGCAAAGAGGGAACACAGUUGUGCAUUUCAAGAGGGAAAACUUGGGAUGUUUGAACCUGAACUUGUUUGUAACUGUUAUGCUUUGAAGUGUAUAUAGACCUUGAGUUAUGUUCUCUGAAGGUUGAAUGCUGUAACUUUGCGACACUACAAUGGAAAAAGUGAGUGAAAAUUUGAGUUCAUCUUGAGGUUAGAAAUACUGUGUUUACUUAUACCCUCACACAGCUUCUUUUGUGUAAUAACAACACAGAGACUAUCACACUGUGAUAGUUUGAUAGCUGUAAAUUAAUAAUUUGGCUUAAAAGAACACGAGGUAUUUAGGGUUACGUACUCACUAAGUUAGAGGCAGGAUAAAGCUCUGAGUUCCUUGCUUCCUGCUCUGUCUGCAUAGCACUGUAUCUUGCUUCAUCCCUACCUCACUUGUAAACAAAAGCUGGAUAACCAGCUGAAAAAUCUUGAUCUCAUCUUCACGACAACCUCAAAAAACUUUAAAAAUCGUUCUUGCAUUGGCCACUGCCAUCUAUUUUGAGCAAUCAACAGUGAGAAAUCCCUCAGUCUCUUCUGCUGGCAUAGCUCCAUAAGCCCUGGUGACAGCACAUGCUUUGGUCCAACCUAAAUGACCGGCCUUGUGAGAAGGAGGAGCAGCAGCGCUGCACAGCGCCGUGUUGCACCACAGCUCCAUCUUGCAGUGCAUCUGUGGUCUGACAGCGCUAUUUUUGGCCCUUCCAUCACGUGUGAGAGAGAGAGAGAAAACAGCUUUCUUCCGUGUGGCUUCUGCUUGCCGGUGCCCGUAUGUGAGGCUGGGACAACUGCUGCACGCGCUGCCAUUUGGUGUGCGGAGAUGCGUGGCUGUGAGCACACGGCGCAGGCGGGAUGUGAGCAGCUGUCGGCUUGCAGGCUGCAGGGCGAGCACAGGGAUUUUAUGCUGAUAUGAAGCCUCUCUUGGCCCUCUGACCAAACCCUACUGUUCUCACCUCAGAGAGUAGAACUUAGCCACUGGGAAAGACUUCUGUGCUGAUACUGCAAUGCUGAGUGCCAGCUUGACCAGUGUGAAGAGCCAUCCUUUGAAGAAGAGGAUCUAUUUCCUGCUGAAACUCGUGUGCUUUGUCAGCUCUGUGCUAAUAUUUUGUGAAUUUUUCAUUUAUUAUGUGGUAAUUUUUCAAUGUCGAUGGCCGGAUGUGAAAGGUGGGGCUCACACAGCUAAUGAAGAGACCUCAGCUUCAGUCCUGAAGGCCAUGUUUUUAGCUGAUACUCACCUGCUUGGUGAAAUCAAAGGACAUUGGCUGGAUAAACUACGAAGGGAAUGGCAAAUGGAGAGAGCUUUCCAAACUGCUUUGUGGUUGCUGCAGCCAGAUAUUGUUUUUAUUCUGGGAGAUGUCUUUGAUGAAGGAAAAUGGGACUCACCUCAGGCAUGGGCAGAUGAUGUCAGGAGAUUUCAGAAAAUGUUUAAGUAUCCAGUUACUACUGAGCUGGUGGUUAUCGUUGGGAAUCAUGACAUUGGGUUUCAUUAUGAAAUGACCACUUACAAGGUACAUCGAUUUGAAAAAGUUUUCAACUUUACUUCAGGAAAGCUAAUAACUCGAAAAGGAACGAACUUUGUCCUCGUGAACAGCGUGGCCAUGGAGGGCGAUGGCUGCACCCUGUGCCGCACUGCAGAGGCGAAGCUUGUGGCGCUUUCUCACAGACUGAACUGCUCCCAGCAGGAACCGAACCAUCCUGAGAAGAAGUGCAGUGAUGGAGAAAAGCCUCCAGCUUCACAACCAAUCCUUCUGCAGCAUUACCCUCUCUAUCGGAAAAGUGAUGCAGAAUGCAGUGGAGAAGAUGCUGCCCCUCCGGAGGAGAAGACCAUCCCAUUUAAAGAGAAGUAUGAUGUGCUGUCUCAGGAAGCAUCACAAAAGCUGCUGUGGUGGUUCCAUCCCCGCCUGAUUCUCAGCGGGCACACGCACAGCGCCUGCCAAGUGCUGCACACGGGGGGGAUCCCGGAGAUCAGCGUCCCGUCGUUCAGUUGGAGGAAUAGAAACAACCCUAGUUUCAUCAUGGGCAGCAUAACACCAACUGACUUCUCCCUCCACAAAUGCUUCCUUCCACGUGAGAGCAGAGUCUUCGCUAUAUACUGGGCAGCAGGAGCCCUGCUCGUCAUCCUGGUGCUAGCUCAUUUUCAGCUUCUCACUCCACCAUUUUAUUUUGCUCAGCGUUUAAUCAGUAAGCAUAAAGCAGCAUGAAGAGCCAGACAUCUGCAUUCAGUCACUGAAAUACCAAAGCUGAGAACAGUCAAACAUCAGACUAUAUUCAUGCCAGCAAAUGACCUAAUUUGAUUGCUAGUCUGAAGGCAGGUUGCAUUUACACAUACCAUAGAAGUCCUAUACAGCUGAUAUGACUACUACAGGAUAAAUAAUUAACUGAAAUGAACGUUCCAUGCUGUACAAAAAUACUGUAUUCUACAAUCAAAUGAGUCCUUUUCCUGCUAUAAUUUUUGUAUCAAAUAUGUAUAUUAAAAGUGUAACUGUACAUUA
This is a messenger RNA of Phasianus colchicus (ring-necked pheasant), 2584 nucleotides long. The record is from RefSeq and is a predicted model, not a curated record. NCBI's taxonomy places the organism in Eukaryota, Metazoa, Chordata, Aves, Galliformes, Phasianidae.